CAAGUCCAUCUGUUGUCCCACGGAACGGAUAAGGGGACUGAGGUGAAAAGGGAGGGGAAGUUCAAGAAGGGCCAGAAUAAGAACGCAGAGUCUAUGCGCGUCGGGAGCUGCGCGCUUUUGGCAUUUCUGCUCGAUCUCUGGAAGCGCGCGGAGCCGUCGCGGCGUCGUCUAGCUUCAUUUUGCGCUAGGGAAGGGCUUGAAGCACGUUUUGCACACUCGCCAAAAGUCCGAAGGGUGUUAUUGUUUACUCGAUGUACUUACGCAUACACGCAAAUUGGUCCCCUUUACUCAUUUCCGUGUGAAUAGAUGAUCCCAAUGAUCUUAAAAUGCUGAUCGUGUUGAUCUCGAUCGCAUUUUUACCAUCAGGUAUUUUUGGAUUCGGAAAAACGGUUACGGUAGGUGGAUUAUUCGAAGAUGACGAUUUAACGGCAACUGCGUUUAGGCUGUCCGCCAAUGUUUUGAACAACGAGAGACACGGAAAUUCCAAAUUUUCCGAGCAGUUUAUUUACGCCCAGAUGAUCACCGUAAAUAAUGAUACGUACGACGUUUCGCAGGCUGUCUGCGAGCUUGCGAACAACGGAGUGGCUGCAAUUUUUGGUCCUCGUGACAAGAUCGCAGCAAAACACGUGCAAAGCAUGUGCGACACGAUGGAAAUUCCUCACAUCGUAGCGAGAUGGGACCCUCGACAAACGCGGGGAAACGGUCUGCUCAACAUGUAUCCAUAUUCGCAAACUUUGUCGAGGAUAUACCUCCAACUUGCUCAGGAUUUUGAAUGGAAGACAUUCACCAUACUCUACGAAAGUACCGAGAAUCUAAUUCGGAUGCACGAAGUUCUGAAGAGAUGGGAUCGCAGGGGACACACGGUCACUGUCAGGCAGCUACCCAAAGGACCGAAUUACAGGAAAGUUCUGGAACAGAUCAAAAAGUCCGGAGACCCGAAUGUAGUGGUGGAUUGCUCGAUUGACGUACUGCCGGAUGUUUUGAAGCAGGCUCAACAAGUUGGCUUGAUGUCGGACAGGCACAGCUUCAUAAUCGCGUCGUUGGACCUUUCCACCAUUGACCUCGAGCCCUACCAACAUGGUGGAACAAAGUUCGUCGGUUUACGUCUGGUAGACCCCGACGAUCCCGUGGUCAUCGAUACCUUUGAGAAACACGCAUCGGAAUGGGGUGUGGAAGGUCCAUCCCAGAUUACCGCAGAGGCGGCCCUAAUUUACGACAGUGUCCAAGUUUUUGGAAGAGCCCUGAAACAGCUUGACGAUGCCAUUGUGGCUGACACGAAAACUUCCCUGUGUCAAAACGUCGAUAGCUGGGAGCACGGAUCCAGUUUGAUGAACAUCAUGAGAUCGAUCGAGUCGACAGGAAUGACUGGGCUGAUAAAGUUCGACUCGUCCGGCUACCGGAGCAACUUCAAACUGGACUUGGUACGCCUGGACCUGGACGGACUGCACAAGAUCGGGACGUGGAACACGACAUGUGGGAUUAAUUACAUCCCGAAACCAUCGCUGACCGAUCACACGGUCGAACUGAAUCUCCGUAACAAAACGUUUAUCAUUCUCAUAGCGAUGACGCCACCCUACGGAAUGCUGAAGGAAUCAGCGAAGGAGGAAACUGGAAACGACAGGUACGAGGGUUUCGGUAUCGACAUCAUCCAGGAGCUUUCAAAACUUCUGGGUUUCAACUAUACAUUCGAGGUUCAAGCUGACGAUGUUUACGGCUCGAAGCAUCCCGUAACCAAAAAGUGGAAUGGCAUGAUAAAGAAGAUCAUGGAAGACCGGGCUGACCUAGCCAUUACUGAUUUCACAAUCACGGCCGAGCGCCAAGAGGCCGUGGACUUCACCAUGCCUUUCAUGAAUCUGGGGAUCAGCGUUCUAUUCAGGAAACCGAAGCCGGCCGGAUCCAGUCUCUUCGCUUUCCUGAUGCCCUUCUCGAAGGAGGUCUGGAUGUACCUGAUGGGUACCUACCUCGUCGUCUCCCUGUGUUUCUUCAUCGCCGCUCGCCUCUGUCCCGCCGAAUGGAGCAACCCGUAUCCCUGCAUCGAGGAACCUGAGGAACUGGAGAACCAAUUCACUUUCAAGAACGCCUUCUGGUUCACCAUUGGCUCUAUCAUGCAGCAAGGAUCCGAUGUAGCUCCCAUAGGUCUUUCAACCCGCAUGAUGGGCGGUUUUUGGGGGUUAUUUAUCAUGAUCAUCGUCUCCUCGUACAUUGCAAACUUGGCGGUAUUCUUGGUCGUUGAAUCAAAGCCAGUGCUGAUCAAAACCGCCGAAGAUUUGUUCAACAAUCCACACGGCAUUAAAUACGGAGCAAAAGGGAGCGGCUCCACAAUCGAUUUCUUCAAGGCCUCGACACAUCCCGUCUUGAAAGAAAUGAAGGAGUACAUGGUAAAGAACAAGAAGGAACUACUGCCAUCAUCGAAUAAUGAAGGAGUGCGUAAGGUCAUGCAGGAGAAUUACGCCUUCUUCAUGGAGUCGUCGACGAUUAAGUACGAAGCGGAAAGGAAGUGCAACAUUACCCAAGUUGGAGGCCUACUCGACGCAAAAGGCUACGGUAUCGCCAUGAAGAAGCAUUCGCCUUACCGGAACGCUCUCAGUACCGGCAUAUUGAAACUCCAGGAAACGGGGGUCCUUAAGGAAUUGGAGAAUAAAUGGUGGAAGCAGAAAAGAGGGGGCGGCGCGUGCGAGGAAAAGAAGGGCGGAACCUCAGACGCGAAGCCCUUGGGUGUGGACAACGUUGGAGGCGUUUUCCUCGUCCUGAUAACCGGCAUUGCUUUGUCCGGCGUCUAUACGGCCUGCGAACUGCUUUGGGCGGUUGGCUGCACAUCGAUAAAAGAGAACGUUUCAUUCGUGGAUGAGAUGAAGGAGGAGCUGAAGUUCGCGGUGAAGUUUGGCGCCUCGAGUAAGCCGGUCAGACGAAGGAAGCCAAGUUCACGUUCCAAUCGGAGCAAGGAAGAUGACAUCAAUGGAGCAAGCACUCCACCCUGCGGCUUGGGGUCGACGAUUAUCACCGUUGCAUCGGAAGACGAUCGACUCCACCUUUGAUGAUAACGGAAGAGGUACGAUGCGGAUCAAUUUCGGAAUUGCCACGAUAACUGCUGUACGAUUGCACCACUGAAUAUCGUGUGAGACGUGAUCUCUAGAUUCAGGAAUGCAAUAUCGUCAGCCUGGUACACCAUCAAUAUUUCAUCUUGAAAGUGUUCUACUCAAUACAGCUGUUUCGCCAUUCGACGAAUUACGAACGCUGAAUAGAGUGUAAAAUGAAUAGUUUUAAGGCACGCAUUUGCGGUACAAUAUCAAGCAGGUCGAUUUUAAUUCUUCAAGAUACGUACUUAAUUAUAGUUUACUGACAAUUUAUUCGCUCAUAACUAUGCAUAGGCUUAGUAUAAUAUUAUGCCGUUGGGACAUGCGUGAAAUAAACGUUUUCCAGCCAGCGGGUAAUUUCACGUUGUACGCAAAGUUGCGUCGAGCGGACGGAUGCUCGAUUUGUUCAGCACCGUAUAGCAGGUGACGUGAAAAUAUCAAAGUGCAACAACAAGUGUCCGAUUGAAUUGAUCUUUGAUUUCUUGACACGCUUUUCGAAUACUUUGCAAACUUCACGAAGUUUAUCAACGAGCAAAUAUGCGAUACGCACAAUCGCAAGCACAUUAUGUCCGAGGGGUAAUAAAAUGUGAAGACCAGG
Neodiprion fabricii is the source of this 3672-nucleotide messenger RNA. Its product is annotated as glutamate receptor ionotropic, kainate 2-like. Gene Ontology annotation, molecular function: glutamate-gated receptor activity; transmitter-gated monoatomic ion channel activity involved in regulation of postsynaptic membrane potential. Gene Ontology annotation, biological process: monoatomic ion transport; modulation of chemical synaptic transmission; synaptic transmission, glutamatergic. The transcript is spliced from 17 exons. The record is from RefSeq and is a predicted model, not a curated record. NCBI's taxonomy places the organism in Eukaryota, Metazoa, Arthropoda, Insecta, Hymenoptera, Diprionidae. The coding region runs from base 327 to 3035 and encodes 902 amino acids. Gene Ontology annotation, cellular component: plasma membrane; postsynaptic membrane.